CAAACUUGCCCCAAAAAGCCCCUCAGCCACAGCCGCCAUUCUUGGUUGCAACCCAACCGAGUCCGCCGCGGACCACUCGUUGCUUUUCGGCUCUAGCAAUCUCUCCACCGUUCUUCGUCUCCCUCCAUCUAGAGUUCCAGGAGACCCCAGGCAUCCUAGCUUCCACCACCGCAAUCCCUCUCUCCCUUCCCUCCUCCUCGUCGUCGUCCCCGUCCCACCGCUGAACUGCGCCGCGUGGAGUGGCGGUCCAUCAAGACUUGGAUCGGUUGCUCUUUCGUAGUUUGUUUCUGUCAGAGGAUGAUGCUUCUCGCCAACCUCGGGGCACCGAGCCUGCCAGGUUGUAUGAUGGAGAGAAGGAGACUACUGUUGAUCCCUGCAAUUAGUAUCGGCAUUGGCUCCUUUCAGUACACUUUCGAGAAGGGAGCGGCAAAAGCUGAAUUUGCUGAUAUGCCUGCACUUCGCGGCAAAGAUUAUGGAAAGACCAAAAUGCGGUAUCCAGAUUACACUGAAACAGAAUCAGGCCUCCAGUAUAAGGACUUGCGGGUUGGUGAUGGCCGUUCCCCAAAGAAUGGGGAGACAGUCGUGGUUGAUUGGGAUGGCUAUACAAUUGGAUACUACGGUCGUAUUUUUGAAGCUAGAAACAAGACCAAAGGUGGUUCUUUUGAGGGUGGUGACAAAGACUUCUUCAAGUUUAAGCUUGGAACGGGACAGGUCAUACCAGCUUUUGAGGAGGCUAUAUCAGGCAUGGCUCCCGGAGGAGUUAGAAGGAUAAUCGUACCACCAGAUCUUGGAUACCCAGAUAAUGACUACAACAAGUUGGGUCCAAAACCAACAACAUUCUCGGGUCAAAGAGCUCUUGAUUUUGUCUUACGGAAUCAAGGAUUGAUAGACAAAACUCUACUGUUCGACAUUGAGCUUCUCAAGAUAAUUCCAAAUCAAUAGUAUAUAUACAAUGGAAAUUCUGACAAUCUUUUUCGGGGAAAGAAACACAAGUUUUGAGCAUGUGUCAAUUGAAGAUCAGUGAACAUGCAAAUGUGUAUACCAUGUAAUCGGAUGUGAAAAGAAUAUUUUCAAAGCUUAUGUGUGCACGUAAUGGUGUCAGCAUAUCUGCAUACAUCUCCA
This is a messenger RNA of Phragmites australis (common reed), 1122 nucleotides long. RefSeq names its product peptidyl-prolyl cis-trans isomerase FKBP19, chloroplastic. Gene Ontology annotation, molecular function: peptidyl-prolyl cis-trans isomerase activity. The transcript is spliced from 11 exons. Lineage: Eukaryota; Viridiplantae; Streptophyta; Magnoliopsida; Poales; Poaceae. The record is from RefSeq and is a predicted model, not a curated record. Gene Ontology annotation, cellular component: thylakoid; chloroplast. The coding region runs from base 298 to 942 and encodes 214 amino acids.